Diospyros lotus (date-plum) is the source of this 1418-nucleotide messenger RNA. Its product is annotated as G-type lectin S-receptor-like serine/threonine-protein kinase At1g11330. The transcript has a single exon. The record is from RefSeq and is a predicted model, not a curated record. Gene Ontology annotation, biological process: recognition of pollen. Lineage: Eukaryota; Viridiplantae; Streptophyta; Magnoliopsida; Ericales; Ebenaceae. Bases 9 to 974 code for a protein of 321 amino acids.
AUUGAGAGAUGAAAGUAGUAUACUUCCGUGGCAGUCGAAUCGAAGCCGCCAUGGAACUCAUCAUCUGCUGCAAAGGUGCAACAAUGCGAUUUCUUCCGCUCCAUAUUCUGUUCUUUUCUUGUUUUUGCCUGCUGAAAUUUUCCACAGCCAGGAGAGACACCAUUACACACGCACAGCCCAUCGCUGAUCCUGAAAGUAUUAUCUCCAGCAACGGAGCUUUUGAAUUGGGAUUCUUCAGCCCGGCUAACACCACAAAUCGGUUCGUCGGAACCUGGUAUAGCAACAUCUCGGUGAAGACCGUGGUGUGGGUAGCUAAUAGAAAUAGGCCUCUGAUUGAUUCUUCCGGGACCAUCUCAAUAUCUGAAGACGGCAAUCUGGUGGUUUUGAAUGGACAGAAAGAGAUCAUGUGGUCAUCAAAUCCUUCAAUCUCGGCGGCAACGAGUGCCCAAUUGCUAGAUUCUGGGAACCUUGUCCUGCAGGAUGGCUCGAGUGGAAAGACAAUUUGGGAGAGUUUUCGGUAUCCUUCGGACUCAUUCAUAGAGAAGAUGAAAAUCAGUAGUGAUGCGAAUACAGGGGAGAAAAUCCUUCUGAGAUCAUGGAAAAGCCCUUCUGAUCCAUCAAUUGGCAGCUUCUCUUAUGGGAUUAAUCCUUUACCUCUACCUGAGGUCUUUGUAUGGAAAGACGGUUCCACUUAUUGGCGCACUGGACCUUGGAAUGGUCAGAUCUUCAUCGGAGUUCCAGAGAUGGCUUCUUUGUAUAUUAGUCGUUUAAAUCUUGUGAAUGAUAAAGAAGGAACUGUCUAUACGACUUUAACUUCUGCAGAUGAGUCUUCGUUAUUAUACCUCAUGCUGAAUUACAAUGGAACUUUGAUGGAGAAGCAUUGGAGUGAAGAGGAGCAAGAGUGGGAGGUUACCUGGCUGGCUCCAGCAACUGAUUGUGAAGUUUACGGCAAGUGUGGGCCAUUUGGAAUAUGAACACAAGGCUGUGGAACUAAUAGAUUCUGGGAUAGUUUCCCAGGGCUCACAAAUGGAGAUGUUGAGAUGCAUCCAUGUUGGCUUGCUGUGUGUACAGGAAUUUGCAAGAGAUAGGCCAACCAUGUCAAUGGUUCUGUCUAUGCUGAGCAGUGAAAUUGCUCAUCUGCCCCUGCCCAAGCAGCCGGCAUUCACUCAGCCACCGGUCUCUCCCCAAACACAAUCUGCACACCAAAAUUCAGAGGGACGUUCCACGAAUGAGUGCUCUAUUACAAUUAUAGAAGCUCGUUGACAUUACUAAUAGUUUAAAAAAGGCCAAUUUUUAGGGUUUAAUGGGGCGCGUGCUUUUGAUGUUCUUAUAAAGUCCUUUUUUGUUCUUUGUUUUAUUUGUCAUGUGACUAAAAAAUAAUUAUUAAAUAAAUAAUUAAGCUUCAGUAUUCUUCAUAA